Molecule: messenger RNA, 555 nt
Organism: Drosophila novamexicana
Lineage: Eukaryota; Metazoa; Arthropoda; Insecta; Diptera; Drosophilidae
Gene: E(spl)m5-HLH
Product: enhancer of split m5 protein
Exons: 1
Coding region: 1-555 (184 amino acids)
Biological process (GO): anterior/posterior pattern specification; regulation of neurogenesis; regulation of transcription by RNA polymerase II
Cellular component (GO): nucleus
Molecular function (GO): protein dimerization activity; DNA-binding transcription factor activity, RNA polymerase II-specific; RNA polymerase II cis-regulatory region sequence-specific DNA binding
Source: RefSeq, a predicted model, not a curated record
AUGGCACCACAAACUGAAACCGCGUACGUCUCGAAGACCCAGCAUUAUCUGAAGGUGAAGAAGCCGCUGCUGGAGCGUCAGCGUCGGGCACGCAUGAACAUGUGCCUGGACACACUGAAGACACUUGUUGCCGAGUUCCAGGGCGACGAUGCCAUACUACGUCUGGACAAGGCUGAAAUGCUCGAGGCGGCACUUGUCUUCAUGCGCAAGCAGCUGAUCAAGCAACAGGCGCCGGUCUCACCUGUGCCCAUGGACAGCUUCAAGAACGGUUACAUGAAUGCCGUCAGCGAAAUCUCACGUGUGAUGGCCUGCACGCCGGCUUUGAGCGUUGAUGUUGGCAAGACGGUGAUGACACAUCUGGGCAUUGAGUUCCAGCGCAUGCUGCAGGCAGACCAGCAAUCAGAACAACACCAGCAGCAGCAAACCGAAUUGGAAUCCAUGCCAAUCAGUCGUUCCGCCAGCCCCGCAUCUUCCGGCUAUCACAGCGAUGCCGAGGAGUCUGAGGCAGCAGCGAGCCCACAGUCUGGCAGCCCUUCAGUGUGGCGCCCCUGGUAA